CGUCGGCUCAGAGCGCCGGGCAGGGGCGGGAGCUCACCCUCCGCCUGCCCCGGGGGCGGUGCUCCGGUGCCUCCGCCCCUCACCGGCUGUCCAGUCCCGCGGCAGCCGCUCGCACCGGAGCCGGGGCCUGGCUUUGCUUCGCCACUCCCGGUCCCUUCCCCCUGCGCCGGCCGCUAGGGGGUUCGCGCUUGCCGCCGGCUCCCGCUGCCCCGCGAUGCCGUCCAACAAAUCCGUCUCGGACGCGCCCAUCGUGCAGUUCACCAACUGCCGCAUCCUGAGGGAGCACCGGCUCCAGAGGGAGGACCUGUGGGUGCGAGAGGGGAAGAUCCUCAACCCAGAGAAGCUCUUCUUUGACGAAAAGGGCUCUGCUGAUGUCCAGCUGGACUGCAAGGACAGCAUCAUCGCCCCAGGUUUCAUCGAUGUCCAGAUCAAUGGAGGCUUUGGGGUGGACUUCUCUCUGGCUACAGAUGACUUCAAAUCAGGUAUUGACCUGGUCAGUCAGAAAAUCCUCUCCCAUGGAGUGACCUCUUUCUGUCCCACCCUGGUGACCUCUCCUCCAUCUGUGUACCACCAGGUUCUCCCUCAGAUCAGUGUAAGAAAUGGUGGAGCCCAUGGAGCAGGAGUCCUGGGAGCCCACCUGGAAGGGCCGUUCAUCAGCAAGGAGAAGAAGGGUGCCCACCCGGAGCACUGCCUCCGCACCUUUGAGGCAGGCGCUUUCCAGGACCUGCUUGCCACCUACGGCUCCCUGGACUGCGUGCAGAUAGUGACCCUGGCCCCUGAAAUGAGGAGGAGCAGUGAGGUGAUCCGGGAGCUCACCAAGCGGGGCAUCUGCGUCUCCCUGGGUCACUCAGUGGCUAAUCUCUCCCAGGCUGAGGAGGCUGUGCAGCACGGAGCAACCUUCAUCACUCACCUCUUCAAUGCCAUGCUGCCGUUCCACCACCGUGACCCUGGCAUUGUGGGGCUGCUGACAAGUGACAAGAUUCCUGCUGGGCGGAGGGUCUUCUAUGGCAUGAUUUCUGAUGGCAUCCACACCAACCCCGCUGCCCUGCGCAUUGCCCACCGAGCCCACCCCAAAGGGCUGGUGCUGGUGACAGAUGCAAUCGCUGGCAUGGGGCUGGCACCGGGUCGGCACACGCUGGGUCAGCAGGUAGUGGAAAUCGAUGGGCUGAACACGUACAUCGCAGGCACAAAGACCCUGAGUGGCAGCGUGGCGACCAUGGACACUUGUGUGCGACACUUCCAAGAAGCCACAGGGUGCUCGGUAGAGACCGCGUUGGAGGCGGCGUCUCUGCAUCCCGCUCAGCUCCUGGGGAUUGAACAUAAAAAGGGGACACUGAAUUAUGACUCCGAUGCAGAUUUCCUAAUGCUGAAUGACAGCCUGUAUGUGCAAGCCACGUACAUUGCUGGCGAGGAGGUCUGGCGACAGGAUGUGUCGGGCAUGUGACCCUGGGCUGUCCCAGUGCCCUCCAAGGCUCACUGGCA
Molecule: messenger RNA, 1482 nt
Organism: Melozone crissalis (California towhee)
Lineage: Eukaryota; Metazoa; Chordata; Aves; Passeriformes; Passerellidae
Gene: AMDHD2
Product: amidohydrolase domain containing 2
Exons: 11
Coding region: 215-1444 (409 amino acids)
Biological process (GO): N-acetylglucosamine catabolic process
Molecular function (GO): N-acetylglucosamine-6-phosphate deacetylase activity
Source: RefSeq, a predicted model, not a curated record